UUCCAGCGACCGAAUUCAAAACGCGUUUCUGGCGGAACGAGAGAGCAUUGAGUGAGAAUUCAGGGAUUAAAACUGAUUUCUACAGAGAAAAUGGGUCCGAUUGAGCUCCUGCACAUGUCCGUGUUCUCGCAGAGUUUCUCUCCGUGUGGGCGCUUUUUAGCAGCCGGGAACAACUACGGAGAGAUCGCUCUGUUCAGCCUUUCAGCUGCUCUGAGUCCUGAUGCGAAAGACACGAGUCAGAAACCCAUCCUCACCUUUACUGCCCAUGAAGGUCCCGUGUUCUCGCUGCUCUCCACAGACACACACCUCCUCAGCUCGGGGAACGGAGAGAUCAGCGCCUGGAGCUGGGCGGAGCUGAGCAAGAAGAACACUAAAGCUGUUUGGACAAAGAGACCCAAUUACAAGAGCGGGCUGGAGAUCCCCGAGAUCAACGACAUGAUCAUCAACACCAGAGACAACAGCUUGGUGGUCGGUGGGGGAGACAAUAACAUCCACAUCAUGGACAUGGAAACCGGAACCUUCAAGUCGGUUCUGCAGGGACACACAGAUUAUAUCCACUGUUUAUCUCUGAGAGAGAGAGAGGGAGAGAUCCUGUCAGGAGCCGAGGAUGGAGCUGUAAGAAUGUGGGACUGGAGGACGGGCCAGAGUGUGCACUGUGUGGAGGUUUAUAAAUAUGAGGAAUGCGCCCGCCCCCAGUACGGGAAGUGGAUCAGCUGCGUAGCGACGGAUUCUGAUUGGAUGCUGUGUGGUGGAGGCCCCGCCCUCUCGCUGUGGCAUCUCCGCUCCAUGUCUCCCACCUCCGUGUUCUCGCUGAGCGGCUGCCAGAGAGACGCCGUGUUCCACCAGGACCUGAUCUUCGCAGUAGGUGAGGGUCCGAACGUGUCUCACUGCCUGCUGGGGGGAAGUGUGAAGGCUCAGAUCCCCUGCACUCCUCCGUCUCUCAACACACUCGCCCUGAACCUCGGCACCACUGAACACAGGGUGAUGACUGUCGCAGGCAGCAGCAACCAGAUCGACGUUUUCACCAACUUCUCCUACAGAGCCUUCUCACUGUCCUUCUGAACAUCUCACACACUUUCAAAAACCCUCAUCACUCUCUCACUAUCUCACUAUCUCACAUUCGCUCACCUUUAAAGUGGCAGUGUGUAACAUCUGGAGCAAUCAUGAGGAAGUCACAGACACGUUCUUCACCUUUUCUCUUAACUCGCCACACCCCGUCCGUUUGCCUGAUCAAGUCCCUUUUACUGAAAAGGGGUGGAGCUUGGUCUACAUUCGCUGACUUGGGGGCGGAGCUGAUAUCAAACAGAGUAAAGAGACUGAUAAAUAAAGAAACUAGUACGAGUGGAACCUCAGCAUACGAAUUAAAUUUUUGGAAGAAAUUUCCAUUGACAUACGAAGCAUGUUCAGUGUAGAAACGACCCAAAUGCCGACUUGUUGCCGGUACGUCCAGGAGCCGUUCUACACCUGAUGGUCAGUAAUUUCGAGAUUCUGCUGUAUUGCAUGGAAAUAUUCCACGUCAGUGUUUUCUUUUUCUUUUUGUUACAAUCUGUAAAACCGUUCCGCUCCUUUAAAGAGAGAGAUCAUCUCGAGUAUUUCUGUGAUUGUUUUUUUCAGUAAUUCAUCUAAACUGGAAACAAAUCAGUUUGUGUAAAAUGUAAUGCAUUUUCUAUAAUAGUAGGUGUAAUAAUGUAUUUUAUUCGCAGUUUAUUUGUAUAAUAAAAAAUUUUUUGGUCUA
This is a messenger RNA of Clarias gariepinus (North African catfish), 1735 nucleotides long. RefSeq names its product THO complex 6 (gene thoc6). Gene Ontology annotation, biological process: mRNA export from nucleus. Gene Ontology annotation, cellular component: transcription export complex; THO complex. Lineage: Eukaryota; Metazoa; Chordata; Actinopteri; Siluriformes; Clariidae. The coding region runs from base 91 to 1062 and encodes 323 amino acids. The record is from RefSeq and is a predicted model, not a curated record. The transcript is spliced from 13 exons. Gene Ontology annotation, molecular function: protein binding.